Molecule: messenger RNA, 3285 nt
Organism: Colletes gigas
Lineage: Eukaryota; Metazoa; Arthropoda; Insecta; Hymenoptera; Colletidae
Exons: 4
Coding region: 331-3243 (970 amino acids)
Molecular function (GO): protein binding
Source: RefSeq, a predicted model, not a curated record
GAAGCCCUGGUAAAAGGUGUAAAAAUACGGAUUGUAAACUGUAAAUGUCAACUGAUCGUUCGACAAUAAACAGUGUUUGCGUGGAGAGAGUCAGUGAUCGAAAUCCCGGUCCAUUUAGCGUUCCUGCGGCAGUAGGCCGUCUUCCUGUACUCAUUAGGGAAUAAAUCCUACACCUCUCGCACAGUACGAAUUAUAUUCCAAAUUUUUUUGUUAUACGUCUAUAAUUUUAGCGAAGAAAUCGUUCUUGGUUGUUUGUAACCAAUAUUGUAUGAAUACAUGCAGAGAGCACGUAAAUAAACAGUAGAAUAAAAAUUCUAUAGGAUAAAAAGUAUGUCCGCUGUGUAUCCAGCUUUGCCUAAGUUGGCUGUGCGGGAUAGUUUUGACGAUGAAGAUCUGACAGAUAUUGAUGACGAAGUGUUCAUUAGAGAUGGAAAAAGUGGGCUAAAAUUAGACGACGACAGAGGAGUCAAACAGCAUUUAAUGGCGCCUCGUAGAAAAUGUAAAAAGACUUAUAAUUUUGAAACAUAUAGAUUUUCGAACAAAGCUUUUCAUCUAUCUCUUUGCUUUGGACUCAUGGCAUUGAUAAUACUAUUAAGUUUGAUUACGUUAUGUAUAUAUAUUGUAAAUAUAAUUCCUAUACCGAUGUCAAUUCUGAAAAAUUGGUUGUCGCACGAUUUUAAAGAAAAAUCAAACGAAUCCGAUAUAGUUCCGUGUACAUCGCUUGCAACGGAAAUUGUAUGGACUAGAUCGUUACCAAAAUUGACAUCCGAAUCGCCACUGAGAAGCAGUGAUGUUAACAAUGAUGGAUUAGAGGAUAUCAUUGUCGGAUUUAGUACAGAUUUGGAUAUGGUAGAUACUCCAGAAUAUGCUUAUCCAUUGCAUUGCGAAGGACAAAUCCCAUGCUUUGGAGGAGUUCUAGCUUUAAAUGGUAAAACGGGAGAUACUAUUUGGAUGCAUUGGACAGCUCAUGCGAUCUUUUCGGUUGACUGUGGUUUGGAUUUAACAAAUGACAAAAUUAAAGAUUGUAUUAUAUGCGGAUAUGGUGGCAUACUUCAUGCAAUUAAUGGACAGGAUGGAUCUAGUAUAUGGGAAGUACCGGUCAAAGAACUAUCAACUUCGGAAGAAUGGAAACUUUCUGAUAUUUAUGAUGCUAAAUUUAUUGCGGACGUUGAUGGAGACGAAGUUGGAGAUGUUAUCGCAUCGCAUACUAUACAAUCAAGAGAAAUUCAUUUGAGUGAAAUUGUUUUAAUAUCAGGGGCUAAUGGAAAUAUUAUACACAGUUCAUUUCUGCCGAAAACGGAGCAAUUGUUCUUAGCACCUCAAAAAUUAAUUCAUCCGGACGGAGAAAAUAUUUUUGUUCUUGUAACUAGUGGUCGAAACCAUUCGGGAGGAUUAUAUGUUGUUCCUCAGGUGAACUUAAUGUAUAAUAAUUUGAAAUUACGAAAACUGCAUCAUAAUGCAGGAAAUGGGACUCCUUUACCACCAAUUUUGGUGGAUAUAACAUUAGAUGGAAUCGAAGAUAUUAUUGCUGCUACAUUUAACUCUAUGAUAAUAGCUUACGAUGGAUUAACGUUUGAACCUAUUUGGAAUUAUACAGUUCCUAAUUCUGAAGUAAUUAGUAUACCUAUCCCUGGUUAUUACAAUGACGAUGAUAUUCCAGAUUUUAUGGUGAAACAUCAUGUAAGCUCAGAUUUUUCUACAUAUUACAACACAGUUGCGACGGUUAUAGACGGAAAGACAGGAAAGUCUUUGCUAGAAAACCCAAUACAAGAUAGUUUAAGCAAAGAAAUGUCCGGUUUAUCUGUUACUGUCGAAGGUUUUGGAAAUGACUGGUUUUUACAUUGGUCGGUUGAUUGUUUAACUUACGAUGAAAUUAAAGAGAAACAUCAAUUUGCAUUUAACGAAACUUUUAUACCUGAACCACGUGCUGAUUUGUGUAAACUAAAAUUUAACUCUACGCUGACUACAACCCUAUAUGCUUUGAGUCAACAUGUUGGUCCACCUGGUAUAUCAUUAUAUUAUUCCGAAAAUUGGUAUUCUAGAAUAAAAUCGUAUGCAAAUGCGCCGUUUGUAUCCGAAAGAUUAGCUACCAGUUAUAAAGAAUAUAAACCUGAUAUUAUGAACAGUGAAUCUAAUAAAACGUAUGAAAAAUACAUGGCACAUAAAAAGUUUUCUACUACUGACUAUCAAAAUGAUAAUCCAGGCGAUAUUAACAAUGAUUAUACUUGGAAGAGUGGAAGUAAAUGGACGCACAAAAAUGCGCAGACGAAUGAGGAUUAUGAUAUCUCGUAUGAUGGCGAUAGUAAUAUCAAUAUGGGAGAGGAACAGUCUGCGGAUUAUUCACAAGUAGAUCAAAUACGAAAACAAAGAAGUAACAUUGAUGAUAAAUUUACUAAUAACCUCGUCAAAAAUAUAAAUAAUUCGACAGGAAAUGUAGUCAGUAAUCGGUCGAACAUAUUACAGCAACUUAAUAAUUACCUCACGAAUUUUCAUAUGAAAAAUAAUAAAGUAACAGAUAUAGAAACUAAGAUCUCAAAGAAAAACAAUGGGAAUAAUACCAAGGAAUCGACUGAACGGACUUUCGUGAAUAUUACACAAGCCGAUGCACACUUUUUUCCUAAUAUUAUACAAAAUAAAGAGAGAGAUGCAACUAUAGAACAAAGCUUUAAACGGGAACCGUUAAAGAUCCAGAAUAAGGGAAGACAUGUUAAACGAAAAUCUAAAGCAAAAUUAUACAAACAAAAAGGGAAACGUGAAAUAAAAGCUGAAAGUAAUCGUAUAUAUCUGAUGUAUGGUAUACAAAAACAACCACCGACUGGAAUUUUGUUACCUUCUAUUUUGGAAACAAAAGGUGUAACGUCUGUUGAUUUGGUAUUUUCUACGGUUUUGUUAUCGUCUUCGAAAAUACCUGUAAUACCAAUUCAAGAAGAUGUAAAUUGUAAAAAGAAAAUGCUUUUAGAAAAAAAGCUACACUACAAACAAAGUGUUGAUAUCAUUAAAGAUUGUUUAAUUGUACCAGAUACUGGUUAUAAAAUAUACCACGAAGCAACAGAAAGGGAAAAUUUUAAAUCUUCUUUCGACGAAAUGAGAAUAUAUAGACUAAAACUGGAAUGUACCUGCCCAGAAGAUAUGUUACCUAAUCAAAGUUGUAAAAAUAUUUCCUCUCGUCAGAGUUGGUCAGAAUAUUUAGGUCCGCUUGGAAAUGGAUAUUUCAAACCACUACUUCAUAAGGCAAACGUUUAAAUAACUUUCAUUUGUGUUAAUAAAUAUUUUAAUUUCUAAAAG